Molecule: messenger RNA, 1245 nt
Organism: Ogataea philodendri
Lineage: Eukaryota; Fungi; Ascomycota; Pichiomycetes; Pichiales; Pichiaceae
Exons: 1
Coding region: 1-1245 (414 amino acids)
Biological process (GO): regulation of cyclin-dependent protein serine/threonine kinase activity
Cellular component (GO): nucleus; cyclin-dependent protein kinase holoenzyme complex
Molecular function (GO): cyclin-dependent protein serine/threonine kinase regulator activity; protein kinase binding
Source: RefSeq, a predicted model, not a curated record
AUGUUUGCAUCGGGAAAAAAUUAUCCUCAACCGUCCUUUGCGGGGGUUCUUCCUCAAUAUCAUCAGCGCCAUGUUUCCUACCAGCCUCACUCUCAGCCAUAUGUGCUGAACUCCUCUGUUCCGCAACAACAGUACCACCACCAGCACUCCAUGUCCUAUUCUGGAGGCUACAACAUGGCUGGUUACUAUGUUCCACAGGCUGAGUUUUAUCCGUCGCAACAACAGUACCAGGCGGCACCUCCUCCUGUGCAGGAGCAGUCCAGCUCUGCCCCAACUGGAGGUGUGUCGUCGGUGCUCGACUACGACCUCGACCAAAUGGUUAAGUUUGUUUGCUGGUUGUGUUUUGGCCUAUUGAAAAGAACAGACAGCCCUUCCACGUCUUUCCACAGCACUGUGAAGUCUGUCCUUUCCGCAACAAGACUGCCGAGAUCCACCAUUGUCCUUGCUCUCCUCUAUCUCUCGGAGAAGAUGGAGAGCGAAGAGACUCCAAUAAGUGUUGAUUCCGAAGCUUUCGAGAAUCUUACAAUUUCGUUGGUUUUGGCCAAUAAGUUCAAUGACGACAACACGUUCAGAAACAAGUCUUGGUCUGACGCCACCGGUUUGUCGCUCGAGCUCAUCAACAAGCUCGAGCGCGACUGGCUGUGCUCGAUCAAGUGGAGACUCCACUACGAAGACGGGUAUUCGUGUAUCGAGGAAUGUUGGAAGACGUGGUGCGACAAGUUUAAGACUAAGCCUGUUCACUCGCCGUACAACGACCCGUUCAUGUCCCCUUCGAUGGACACUCCAUCCGGUUUCCAGAAUGGUACUCCGUACGAGUACAGAUCCCCGUCCAGCUCUCUAUUCUCAGCGACCUCUCAGUACUCUCCAGCGAGUAGUACUCUGAACUCGUCGCCCUACUACAAUGAUUAUCAGCAAUCUGUUCAGCAACAGGUUUUCGAAAAUCCAUAUCAGCUGCAAUACAACAACUCGUUGGUGAAUCCGCCAAUGGCUGUUAACAGCGAUUACUUUUCUUUCCAGCCGCAACACACAGCCAGAUCAACAUAUAAACACACUGGCAUGUCUGUUGCCGCCGCACAACGGUACUAUCCAUUGAGCUACCACCAACAACAAAUGGUUCCACCUAUGAUGACGACCGGUGUUUGCUACGGCGUCUCAUCACAACAACCGCUGACUCAGAGACAGCAGCAGAGCCAGGCCCAGGAAUUCUACAAUCCAACGAGCUACUGUGCUGCCACUGCCUGCUGA